AUGACACGUAAUAAUAAAUCUGAGCUAACUUAUUCUCCAAGUCGUUCAACAACAAAUACAAGCUUUAAUGAUGAUAGUUUUUAUAAUUUACCUGAUCUUUCCAACUUAAAAGACAAUGAAAAACAGCAUAUAUUGAAUGUUUUAGGACGUGAUGAAAUUCUUCGUAGUAAACAUUUAUCACGUUUUAUACAAUUAAGAAAAGAAGUCAAUGAACUUGAACAACAAUCUCAACCAACAUCAACAUCUGUAUGUGCUCGAUGUCAAACACCAUUCGGUUUUAUAUUUAACACGGGUGCUACAUGUCCAAAAUGUGGUGCAAAAGUUUGUAAACAAUGUCGACUUAUGUAUAAUGUUAAUGACAACGGAUGGUUAUGCCAAUUGUGUUGUAAACAGAUGCAACUAUUGAGUUAUUCUGGUGAAUGGAUAUAUACUGGUCGAAGUAAUCUUCGUAAAGAUUCAUUAAGUGCAUCAGAAGUUAUACGCAAAACACUUUCACCCACAAUUUCCAUUACAAAUUUGAGUCAUAUAUCGAGUUCGGAUACUGAAACUGAAGAUAUUACUAGUCCAUCCAAUAGAAUAAAUUCAGCGUUUCAACAAAAUCAACUUAAUCAACAUAAUUCAAAUAAUAAUGUCAAUCGAAUGAUUGUUCAAACUAUAACCGACGAAGAAAAAUUGGAUUCCAUUAAAAAAACUGUUCAAAAACGUCCAUUUAGUAUUUCACCAACUCAACCAAUAUCUCCACGAAUUCGUCAAUUUUCACCUUCAACUAUUCUGACAGGUGGCUCGUCGGAUGAUGUUGAUUCAUUAUUUGAUCAAUCAACAAAUUAUACAGAUCGUACAUCAUUAUCAAGUAUUCGUAUGAAUACAAAUGAUCAAUAUCGAGAAAGAAGUUCAUCAACACCAAAAAGUAUUCAUUCAUUAUCAACAAACCAAAAUGAACGUAAUCAAAUAAAUAAUAAUGACAGAGGCAGACGUCCACUUGAUUGUGCAUCUGUUACAUCAUCUGAAUGGGGUGCAGAAUCAGAAAGAGGUGAAACAAAUUUACAGCCACCAGUUACUCCAAAAAAACAUGGUUCAAAACAAAGUUUAGCAUCACGUAUGCAUCUUAGUGGUUCAAUUCAAAGUAUACGUGAUGUUGUACAUCGUAUUCCAAAGUCACAACUGUCAACAUCACGUACAUCAAUAAAUUCUGAGCAAAAGCCUAAAUCUGACAUUUUAGAUACAACAUCUUCAAAAAUACCUAAUGAACAAAACAAAUCAAGUAUGUAUCCGACGUGGUCUAGUGGUUAG
This is a messenger RNA of Rotaria sp. Silwood1, 1290 nucleotides long. NCBI's taxonomy places the organism in Eukaryota, Metazoa, Rotifera, Eurotatoria, Philodinida, Philodinidae. The record is from the annotation of a GenBank genome assembly.